GUUACGCAGAAAUGGGAAGUUAUUACAUCUUUGAGAGUCUGUACAUGGACGCCAUUCCCCAUACGACGUUAGAGGGCAAUACGUCAUGUGGAAUACCGGGACCGGAAACAUGGCAUAUUAUACGUCCCGUCGAUUCUUCAAUGCCAUGGCCAGGAGUCAUUUUUGGUAUCCACAUUUUAAGUAUGUAUUACUUCUGUGCUAAUCAGGUAUUGGUCCAGCGAGCUCUGGCUGCAAAGAACAUCAGUCACGCCAAAGCAGGUUCUAUUUUGUUGGGAUAUCUGAAAAUGCUACCCAUGUUUUUAAUGGUAUACCCAGGGAUGAUCAGCAGAAUUCUCCAUACAG
Molecule: messenger RNA, 342 nt
Organism: Saccoglossus kowalevskii
Lineage: Eukaryota; Metazoa; Hemichordata; Enteropneusta; Harrimaniidae
Product: sodium/glucose cotransporter 4-like
Biological process (GO): transmembrane transport
Cellular component (GO): plasma membrane
Molecular function (GO): D-glucose:sodium symporter activity
Source: RefSeq, a predicted model, not a curated record